This is a messenger RNA of Macadamia integrifolia, 1837 nucleotides long. RefSeq lists its product as uncharacterized. Bases 232 to 1494 code for a protein of 420 amino acids. The record is from RefSeq and is a predicted model, not a curated record. The transcript has 2 exons. NCBI's taxonomy places the organism in Eukaryota, Viridiplantae, Streptophyta, Magnoliopsida, Proteales, Proteaceae.
GAGAGAGAGAGUCAGUCUAGAGAGAGAAUAUAAAAGCACUAAAGUAGAACAGCUGAGCUGACACCAGUUCAUGAAGAUAGAUAGAUGAUCCUGAAGCUCUCUGCUCACGCAUUCGGCAACUCUCUCUCUCUCUGUCUCUCUCUCUCUAUCUCUCACUCUCUCUCUUCACUCGCAAGGUUUUCUUAAUUGAACUUGAAUUCGAUCCAUUGAUCUCUCUCCUGGAGUAGAAGAAUGGAUCCGUGCCCGUUCGUUCGGCUGAUCGUUGAAUCGUUGGCUCUAAAGCUUCCACAAGCAACCAAACCGGCCGGUUCAGGUGUUCAUCCAUCGUCCACUCCAUGCUUCUGCAAACUCCGCCUCAAAAACUUUUCCCCAUCACAAACAGCUCUCCUCCCACUCUCCUCCGCUUCCGGCGACUCUCCACCGGACUCCGCCACCUUCGCCGAAUUCCACCUCGAACCCAUUGUCCUCCGCCGACUCGCGUCCAAACCCACCGCCCUUCACUUGUCUGUCUACACUGGCCGUAUGGGUCGGACCUGCGGUAUGAGCUCCGGUAAGUUACUCGGCCGGGUUCGCGUCAGUAUCGACCUGAAAGGGACGGAGUAUCGGGCCUGCGUGUUCCAGAACGGUUGGUCGAAGCUGGGUAAACAGCCGGACAAGUCGUCAGCUCGGUUGUUCUUGGUGGUCCGUGCCGAACCAGAUCCGCGAUUCGUCUUCCAGUUCGGCGGCGAACCAGAAUGUAGCCCUGUAGUGUUUCAGAUCCAGGGGAAUAUAAGACAACCUGUGUUUAGUUGCAAGUUCAGUGCUGAUCGGAAUUCCAGAUCACGGUCUCUGCAAUUAGAUUCCGGCAACAACACCAGAAGAUGGAUCAGUUCCUUUUCUGGAGAGAAAGAACGACCAGGAAGAGAGAGAAAAGGGUGGAUGGUGAUAGUACACGAUCUCUCAGGCUCACCAGUAGCCGCUGCUUCCAUGAUCACACCCUUCGUCCCUUCUCCUGGUUCUGAUCGUGUCUCACGUUCCAACCCAGGUGCAUGGCUCAUCCUACGCCCUCACGGUUCAUCAGUCAGCACCUGGAAGCCAUGGGGACGUCUCGAGGCAUGGCGAGAGAGAGGUUCCAUUGAUGGUUUGGGCUACAAGUUUGAGCUUGUCACUGAUGGUGGCAGUACCAAUAAUGGAAUUUCAAUUGCUGAGGCCACCAUGAGUGUUCGGAAAGGUGGAAAGUUUUGCAUAGAUACAAGCACGGUUGGUGGUGGUGAGGCUGCGUUAUGGUCAUGGCCUGCACUUAGAGGGUUCGUGAUGGGUUCAACUGUGGAAGGUGAAGGGAAGAUUAGUAAGCCUAUGGUGCAAGUGGGUGUGCAACAUGUGACGUGCAUGGCUGAUGCUGCACUGUUUAUUGCUCUCUCUGCUGCCAUUGAUCUUAGCAUGGAUGCUUGUAGACUUUUCUCUCGUAAACUUGGAAAAGAGUUUUAUCAUGACCAGCAAGAUUAUCUCUCUUAAAGAGAUUUUUUCUCCUAAACUCUGAGAAUCCUAACUUAACAGGUUUGAGUAGGGGAGACCCAUUAAUUUCUAAUUUUUUCUUUCUUUUUUUUUUUUCUAAUUUGUUUUGGUGAGUGGGUUGUAGUUUGAUUUGGUUUGUAAGGCUAACCUUUGGUUUGUAAUUCGUGAGUUUAAUCACUCUUUUAACUUAUUUCUUUGGGUAUAGUUUGGGUUUUGUGUAUUUAUUUAUUUUUUCUGAUAGAAAGUUUGGAUAUUCACAGAGGUCAGAGAAACGUUUUUAUGUAUCAGUUUAUAGUUUCAUACAUAAUGGAACUGUACAUAGAUCAAAGGGAGUUAUUUCCUA